Monosiga brevicollis MX1 is the source of this 1363-nucleotide messenger RNA. RefSeq lists its product as uncharacterized. Bases 1 to 1182 code for a protein of 393 amino acids. The record is from RefSeq and is a predicted model, not a curated record. The transcript has 10 exons. Lineage: Eukaryota; Choanoflagellata; Craspedida; Salpingoecidae. Gene Ontology annotation, cellular component: cytoplasm.
AUGGCCGACAUGGAGGGCUUGGCCUUGGCUCAGAAUGGCCUGGUCGGCGCCUUUGUCGUGACGUUUCAUCACUUGAAAGGCAACACGAUCUUGUGGUCCUAUCCCUACGACCUGGAUUUGGAUGGCGUGGAAUUCAAGGCAAGCCGAAGCGCCAUGCCAUCGGGGUCGCACGUCAUCAAGCAUGACAUUGUGCAUUUUCAUGUCUCGGGCAACCUCUAUGCAGUUGCCGCGUUCGAGUCGAUGAACGAUGACACGGCUGAACGCAACCUCCGGGCCCGUGCCGUCGGAAUCAUCUCCGCCAACGUUGAUCAUCUACACAUGCACGUGGAUUUUCUCGAACAUCAGUGCCAUCACCAGCUCCAGAUUACAGACGAAGCACAGCAGAACUUUGACGCGAUAGCAGACUACGUCACCAACUUUAACGCUGCUCAACACCCGGAAGCCUUUCGGCACAUUGACGUUGGUAUUCCAGCUUGGGUGGAUGUGCCUGGUAGCCCGCUGCAGUGCGAGUGGUCCGAGGGUCAAAUCACCGUGGCGCAUAAGGACGGGGCCAUGCAACAGCUGCUUGAUGCCUAUGGCAAACGCAUCAUGUUGUUCUGGAAGCUAGCCCUUUUGAAAAAGCGCAUCAUCUUCUUGACCUCCCCACCCGUGCAGCACGCUUGUCAACGAGUACUUGCGUGUCGAGCAUUGGGCCAGCGAUGCGUGACCAACGCAAGCCUACAAACCGUUCUCAAACCCUACGGCUAUCAGAAUUUGUCCGACAUUGCCACCAUCCAAAAUGAUGACGAGUAUGCUUGCUGUGUGACCGAAACCAUCUUCGAGACCAAGCCCAAGCUGUACGACGUCUUUGUCAAAGAAGACAAGCUCAUUGCCCCGGAUGAAGGGGUGAAUCGUCUUCUGCGCUUAACUGCUGCCGACAAUCGUCGUUUUGCCAGGCUGAACCAGUUGUUGCGUGCAUCCAACUCCGACAGCACGAUCGUUCAGUACUUUGUUGAGCUGAACAGCAAAAUCCUGGCGGCUCUGGCCAUUGCGCGUGACCGACCCACGCGACGGGUGACAAAGGAUGAUGUUGCCGCUGUUGGCCUUCAUCCGCGUGACGAUGGCCCACUCAUAGUUGAGCUUGCAGCUGUCUACUGCCCUGAAGUCGAUGUCGAGGAUAUGAGUGAUUGUACUUGUCUGUAGGGUCGAUGAACCGCAUAGUUGCUUCGGCACGCCCUUUGGGCUUGCUUUUCGGAAAACCGAGUGAUGCUUUUUGCACACUGAUAAAUUGGGCUGUUGAAAAGCCUGGUUCUGAUUGCGACAGCACAAGCGCAUAGUCAACAGCACUGCCGACAAGAUGCCGGUGCUAAAAUAAAAAAACAUU